CUACCGAGACAGAAACCAAUACAUCCAACACUGAACACACAAGACUCAACACUCCACAUUGACUGAAGAUGCUGUGUUCCCGAGGAUUCCAGUCUUCCCUCAGCCCAUUGAUGGACUUCUACUGGCCUGUGCGCAGUCUAUGGCCAGAGGUCCGACCUCUUCUCAGCCAGCGGGAUCUACUGCAGAGAAACCUGCUAGAGAUCAAGAGCAGUCUGGAGCUGAUGGCAAAUCUCCAGCAGCAGAUCUUUGAAGAGUUGGACAAUGUCCCAUCCUCUUUGACCAUCCAACCAGUCUCCUACAAGCUGGAUAAAGAUGGAGAGGGCUUUGCCCUGACACUGGACACUAAAGACUUUUCCCCAGAGGAGCUGUCUGUCAAGCAGGUGGGCAGGAAGCUGAAAGUCAGUGGGAAGACAGAGAAGAAGCUGGAUGAUGGGGAAGGCUCCUACUCUUACAGAUGCCAAGAGUUCAGACAAGAGUUUGAUCUGCCUGAAAAGGUGAAUCCUGAGACAGUCACCUGCUCCCUGGCUCAUGACGGGAAACUCCACAUUCAGGCACCAAAGAAUCCAUUAUCUGGUGAGGAGGAGGUGGCAGAGAGAGUGGUUCCCAUCAACUGUAGCCUGGAUGUGGAAACCUCACAAUUCCUGUCAAAGACAGAGGGAAGCAUCACCGACACACAGAAGAAACAAGAGAACAGCGUUUCACAUGAGGACUGAUUUUUAUUUCACUGGAUGAGACAUUUUCUAAUACAUAUUUUUCAUGUUUUGAGACUGUAUGCAUUUACAUUUCAUAUCUUGUAACAAUCAAUAUGAUAUGCUUUUUAAUUUAAUCAAUAAAAUAUUUUAAAAAAUCCUGAAUUUUGCAGUUGUUAUGAUCUCUUCAAUGGAUAUCAACAUAAUGACCAUUAUCUAUCUCUCAUCAAAAA
This is a messenger RNA of Oncorhynchus keta (chum salmon), 922 nucleotides long. RefSeq names its product heat shock protein 30. The transcript has a single exon. The record is from RefSeq and is a predicted model, not a curated record. Lineage: Eukaryota; Metazoa; Chordata; Actinopteri; Salmoniformes; Salmonidae. The coding region runs from base 69 to 713 and encodes 214 amino acids. Gene Ontology annotation, biological process: response to heat; protein refolding. Gene Ontology annotation, molecular function: protein folding chaperone.